Cataglyphis hispanica is the source of this 1781-nucleotide messenger RNA. RefSeq lists its product as uncharacterized. Bases 376 to 993 code for a protein of 205 amino acids. The transcript is spliced from 3 exons. Lineage: Eukaryota; Metazoa; Arthropoda; Insecta; Hymenoptera; Formicidae. The record is from RefSeq and is a predicted model, not a curated record.
ACACGACCGAAGCCGCCUUAGUAGUUGAGCGAGCACCGCACCAGCACAUUCUACCCAGUAUCGGCGCACGAGUUUCCCCAGCCGGGUGUGUUGUUUGCAUUAUCGAUCGCAAAGGUUCGUUGAAGAGGCGACGCGAAGAAUGGGCAUAUUUCGCGAGUUUCCUAUAGUCUUCAAUCUUUACAAGAAGUACAGUUAGUCAGCGGUCGCUGAUCGCUCGUACAAGACGGGUGAACCUUCCUGUGGCCAGGCGCCCUCCAUUACUGACAGCUGUAAAUACUGAGGUAAUUUAAUUAUCGAGUGUAUUUCCUGAAGGAAGAUUAUUUUGAGGAUCGUUGUGAUUGCAAAGCAAACGCGCUCUUUAAAAAUUGUGUCAAAAUGUCGCAGAUUAUGUCAGGAAUCAUGGAGAAAAAGAAUGCUUUACAAAGAAAACCGACUCUGGCCAGACGAGUGUCCGAUAUGUUUAAGGAUGGAAACUAUAGCAGUCCACCGAUGCUGUUCCGACACGCAUCGAUGCAGAAGAUCCGCCAUUGCUGCCAGAAUCUCAACCUGCUUUUGUAUCUCCUCUAUUCCUUCGACAAUUCCAAGUCGCAUCCGAUAGCGCUCAAGAUGCACGUCAGCAUCAAUCGUUUCCUUCGGGAGAUCACCAUCACUCUCCUCGUCGCGUACGAGAAUCUGCGUCAGCUGAUCUCGCUGAGCGAGAUCCGCGUCAAGGAGCCGAUCAUCGCGGGACCUAACAAUGAUCUUGCUAAAUUCGCCGCGAGCUUCGGCGAAUUCCAAAAGCCGAAACGUAAACCGCAUCCUAUGUAUCUAGUCGCGGCCAUGUACCUCGUGCCAUUGCUGCUGGGCUUCCAAAUGGUGAUGCUGUGCAGCUUGACAAUCCUUGGCAAGUACACGCCGGGCUUCAUCUUCCUGAUAGCCGCGCUCCUCUUUCUCGGUGGCAUCGCACUCAAGAUAUUGUUACACAGCAAGUGCGAGAGGAAAAAAGUGCAGUGAUCCCGCGUCUCAUUAUCAUCUAAAGACAGUCAAAGAAGUGAGAGAACGAACGUUCGCAUAAUAUUAAGAUCGCUACAUAUGUUGUAAGAAUUCUUCUGAACAACGUCUUCCAUUUAUUCUUUUGUCUUCAAGGUUCCUUUUUGGAUAUGUCAGUCAUCGAUUUCUAUAAAUGUACACUCUGUCCUUUUCUUAUAAAUUAUUAAUUGUAUUGUAAUCCUCUUUUAUACAUUAUCAGCGAAGAAGGCUUUUCCUCAACAGUUUUAAGUACAAGUACAUUACUUAAUUGCAAUAAUGCGAUUAAGUGGAAACAUAAUUUUAAUCUCGUUCUCAAGUGUAAUAUUGGAGGACCACUUGCAUUCUUAGAUUUCUCACAAGGUGAACAUUGCUCGUAGCAUCUUUUUAUAUCCUCUAUAGCAUAAGACUGAGAAUUGUUUUUUAACGUACAUAAUUGUAUGUAGUUGUAAAUAAUAAAACGUGCGAGUGAGAAACGUAUACGGCAGAUUUGCAAAAUUGCUCAAGCAAGAAGUACACAACAUGGAACAUUGUUUAUAUAGGAACUCGGUAUGUCCAUUGAAAGUUGAUUCAAUCUGGGAUGGAGUACAAGUGAUAUGUCUCGCAGGAACUUGCAAUACCACUUAAUUACGCGUGAUAAGAAUUAUUGUUAUGUAAAUGCGAUUUUUUUCGAAGAACACUCACAUACACACACAGUGUGCGCGUUGUGCGUGUAUGCUUAUAUUAUAUGGAUAUAUCAUUUCCUACAAAAAAAUAAAACUGAUAAUCUGCUUUUA